Molecule: messenger RNA, 747 nt
Organism: Guillardia theta CCMP2712
Lineage: Eukaryota; Cryptophyceae; Pyrenomonadales; Geminigeraceae
Exons: 4
Coding region: 1-747 (248 amino acids)
Cellular component (GO): Golgi apparatus
Molecular function (GO): glycosyltransferase activity
Source: RefSeq, a predicted model, not a curated record
AUGUGCAACGCUCAGCGGCUGGGCCUCAAGUUCCUCGUUGGGCUGGCGGACCCAGAAAUCGCGCGGUGGAUGGAGAGGGAGCAUGGGGAGGUAGAGACGUAUCCUCUCUUCGAGCAUGCAGAGGUCUCUGCCGAGGGAGAGUUCAUGAGCUCCAACUUCUUCAGGAUCGUGUGGAGGGCGAUGGAGCUGGUGCGGGAGCUGUUGGACAGCGGCAUCAGCGUCUUCUUCAUCGACGUGGACGUUCACCUGCUGCAAGAUCCUCACUUGUACCUCAGCAGCAACUGCGACCUUGUCUAUCAGCAGAACCACUGCGGUGCCGACGCUCCUGCCCGCACUGCCAUGGAGGUGACUGAGCCCAACUCCGGCCUGUACCUGGUCAAGUCGCGGUGGGCCAGCAAGCAGUUCCUGUCGGAGAUCCUGCUCAACAAGCCGGCGGACAGGAAGAGCGGGGAGAAAUACUCUCAUGCUGAGAGAGUUCAGAUCCAGUACUGGGAGCAUCUCAAGCGUUGGUACGGGUUUCAACGAGCUGUCCUAUCGCAGCUCCCCGAGGAGAACGACAAGGAGAGGAAGAAACAUGUCGCCAAGUUUUGUGCUGCUGAUUCACACAAGUUCGCGACCGGAUGGGCCCUGGAGCGUGAUAACUUCUCGAUUAUCAAAUCCGAAGUCAUCGCCCUUCAUAUCAACUGCAUCACUGGAAGGCAGAACAAGAUCGACAAGCUGAGAAAUCUGAGUUUGUGGUGCCCCUGA